Schistocerca piceifrons (Central American locust) is the source of this 2178-nucleotide messenger RNA. Its product is annotated as saccharopine dehydrogenase-like oxidoreductase. The coding region runs from base 122 to 1423 and encodes 433 amino acids. Gene Ontology annotation, biological process: glycolipid biosynthetic process. The record is from RefSeq and is a predicted model, not a curated record. The transcript is spliced from 10 exons. NCBI's taxonomy places the organism in Eukaryota, Metazoa, Arthropoda, Insecta, Orthoptera, Acrididae. Gene Ontology annotation, cellular component: mitochondrion; plasma membrane; lipid droplet.
UGAUAAACCGGUUUGAUUAAAGUUCAGGUAUGAUGUCGGAUAAUGACAGGCAGGAUCAGUAGUAAGCGAAAGUCAGCAGGUGCCAGGCGAACACAUAUUCCGCUGAAGCAAGCUUCAUAAAAUGUCAGGAUCAGUUGAAGGAGAAAAACUGGACCUUGUUAUAUUUGGUGCCAGUGGCUUUACUGGAAAAUAUACUACUGAAGAAGCUUUAAGAUUAUCGAAAGUAAAUGAUGGUUUUACAUGGGGAAUAGCUGGUAGGAGCUCUAAGAAGUUAAAGCAGAUUUUAGAUGAUAUCAGUAAGAAAACAGGGGAAGAUUUGUCAUACAUACCAAUUAUAGAGGCAGACCUGCAGAAUUUUGACUCACUGCUUCAUAUGGCCUCAAGAGCUCGUGUUGUUGUGAACUGUGUUGGUCCUUAUAGAUUUUAUGGUGAGCCAGUAGUAAAAGCAUGUAUAGAGAGUGGUGCUCAUCAAGUUGAUGUUACUGGUGAAAUUCAGUACAUCCAAAAACUUAUGCUCAGCUACAACACAUUGGCAGAAGAGAAAGGUGUCUUCAUUAUUAAUGCCUGUGGUUUCGACUGCAUUCCAACAGACAUGGGAGUAGUGUUCCUGCAAAAUAAGUUUGGAGGUGACAUAAACUCUGUGGAAGCAUAUCUUGAGAUUGAAGUUGAUGUCAAGGAUCGAAAGGGACCCGCCAUACACUUUGGCACCUGGGAAUCUGCUAUUCAUGUAACAUCCCAUUAUGGUGAAAUCCAGUCACUGCAACGGAAAUUGUUCCCUGAUAGAUUACCACGGCUUACUCCAAAACUAAAACAACGGUUGCUGCCUCAUAGAAGAUCUGACGUUGAGGGCUGGUGUUUACCAUUUCCAGGGACAGAUGUUGCAGUUGCUGAGAGUUCCCAGAGACAUCUUUAUAAAAAUGAAAUGAAGCGUCCUGUGCAAUUUAACAUGUACUUUGUACUUCCAUCAUUGUUAACCACAAUUGGCUUCAUCUUCAGGGCUUUGUUGGUGGGUCUUCUGGCACAGUGCAGACUUGGAGUUAAAUUUCUUCUUAAGCAUCCAGGAAUGUUUACAUCUGGUUAUGUAACUCAUGAAGAUCCCGCAGAAGAAAUCUUGAAAAAUACUCUCUUCAGAUUUACACUUUUUGCUGAAGGAUGGAAGGAAAGAUUAUCAGAACCAACACCUAAGCAUGUAAUGCCAAUAAAUAAGAAAGUAACUGUACAGAUUAAAGGUAGAAACCCAGCAUAUGGUGCCACUUGUACUGCUCUUAUCCUUUCAGCAGUGACAAUUAUUAAAGAACGUGAAAAAAUGCCAGCUAGGGGAGGUGUGAUUACUACAGCUACUGCAUUUUCAAAGACAUCCUUAAUAAAAGAGCUGCACAAAGAAGGUCUCACAUUUGAUGUAAUAUCAGAAGAAGAGAACUGAAAGCCAGAUAUUGUUAAAUUUUACUUCAUGCAGAGUCUUUGUGUGCAUGGUUAAUAUUAUAGAAGCUGCCUUGUUGUGAGAGGCUGUAGAAAUUUGGUUGUCCAUUGAAGCUUCUAGUCUAUUAAUGAUGUGAACACCUCUCUUAUGAUUUGCACUACUUGCUAUUGCAUUUUUAUGCACAGACUUGAUUCAUAGAAACAGUCAACUUCCAUAUCCAAAAUCAACCAAUUAAUCAAUUAAUCACUCAGCAUAUAGAAAGUGGUGUUACAACAAUUUUCUUGAGACUGUAGUCUCAGAUUCCACAACCAUGUACUACUCAAAAGUGUGAAAAAAACUGAUAUAAGGGAUGCAGUAUAGACCUAUGAGGGAGAGUAAUGAAUCUCUAAUGUGAUUUGUGAGAAAGGGUGAAAAUAAGCAACUGUGAGUCUUGACCCUCCAAACUGACAAAAUUAAUCUGUUGAUGGUUGUGAACUAGUGAAUGUGGCAUAAUGUGUCAAUCAAUCAGAGCUUGUAAAGCACAAAAAUGAAGAAAAAGGUUGAAAACUGUUGCUUAGAAAAAACUUGCAUCAUAAUGUGUUUGAUAAUGUGUGAAACUACACACAGUAGCAAUCAAAUCAUUGUGGGGAAGUUUGUUGCCACCUUUCCUAUGCUUUCAAUGUAUGCAACAUCCAAAAAAUGUUUGACUUUCACAAUUCUAAAAAAAAAAAAAAUAGAAACCUACAAACUCAGACUGGUCAGAAUGGAAAGGCACAGAG